GUGACAAACACUUUUCUCUGGCAAGGUGCCCCGAAGAAGAUCUCCGUUUAUCUAUUUAUCAACAAUAAUGAUAAAAUAAUGCAUAAACUAUAUGAAUGAAUUAAAAAUGAAAACAGCCGACCACUUAAGCAGCAGUUUACCAGCGGUUUUAAAGCAGUAUCUUCCGGAUUAUGAACCAACAUUACCCCUAAAACCCCGAGAAUCAAUAACCCCAAGGAACAGGUCCCCAGGAAAACUUUCCGAUAGGAGUAGGUCCCCAGGAAAGAGAUCGUCCUCAUCCAAAAAUAGCAACAAAGAUGAGGGUUCCCACCAAAGGUCUUCAUCUCCAGAAAAUGGACAGAACAAGAGGAGACAAUCCAGUGAAGCUGAGAGAUUGGAAAAGCUGUCUUUGAAGUGGGACAUUGCUAAAAAUGAUGUCAAGCAAGACCAACAUCAGCUCCUUAAAGACAAGGUUCUAUUGCAACAACAACUUAUCAAGAAACAAGAUGCCCUUGCUCAGGCCAAGAGAGAAGAGCUGGAAAAGGAGGCUCAAAAGCAAAGAGAGUUGGAAAAGGCUAAAAAGCAGGCUAAAGAGUCCGCUUUACUUCAGCAGUGCAAGAAUUCUCUAGAAGAAGACAGGAAGUCUGCUAGUAAAGAGAGAAAAUCCAAAGCUAAAGCAGUGGUCAACACACCACCCUCCCCUGCUGUCCCCUCUAGUCCUGUGAGAACACCAUCCAAAUCCAGACGCUUCCAACCCAACCUACCCCCAGUCAGCCGCACUCCCACAAACUCGGAUCUCCUGGAUCGCGAUCCCUCAUGGAGCAUGCCGGAGGGGGAUCAGUUACCAUGGCAUCAAAAACAGCUCUACCAGGUGCUUGGGAAGGGAGCGGACUAUUUCUUGCACCCUAAAAUCGAGAAGAAAGCUGUUAAACCCAUCAACAGCAGGCUGAGAAAGGAAGGAGGUCGAGCUGGGGUGGAGCGACUAUUGAAGACUUUGAGGGACGAAUCCCAGAUUCGACUUCUCAAGGCCGACGCCCAUAUACCACAGGAAUUAAAGGACACAUUCGGAGCCUUUGUAAGGGAGAGUGUUGGGAAAGAUCGACCACCAGUUCAGAGGUUUUUCUGUGCAGAAGAAGAUGUUCCCGAGUUAGCUAGACUCCAGGACCACUCUAAGUCUGCUCAAGUGAGACAUUACAAGCACAAGACAGACCUGAUGUUCCGAGCUUCUAAAAACAAUGAAGACAGAACUAACAUUCUGAUUCACAAUAACCCUCCCCCAGAAGUAGCUUCUGUAGACCCCGAGGAUGAUGGGGUGGGACGUUAUCUACCUUCCUGGGUUGACGACCUUGCAGAAUCGGAGCCUGAUUACAUGAAAUGGGUUAAGGAAGGUAAACACACCCAUCGUGACCUUACAAGUCAACCAAUCAGAGAAGAUGAGGAAGAACCAGAGAGACCAGAGGAAGAGAAGGCUGAAGAGUUUACAGAUGAGGUUAUUCUGCAGAUGAGUCAAAGAAAACACCAUAAACCUCAGCCCAAGUACAUCUUCAUCAAAGACGAGGACACAAACUUUAAAGGGACCUUUACAGACAAGUUCCGAGAUAUGUACGAUAACGCAGACAUUCCCCGACCAUUUAAUGCUAAUAAGCUUCCAUCCCCUACCAAGUCCAAAUCCGUGCUGGGACUUACCACAGAGGACAUGGCUGAAGAUGAUCGACCUUCCUGCCAGUCAGCUCCUAUUCCCAGCAGACACCAUCGUUAUUAUGAUUAUGUAUCCCAAUGGGAGCCCCUAAGUAUGAAUGCACUGAUAGAGUACACAAAGAAGAAAGAGGCUGAGGGGGCAGGAGAGUUCAACCAGGGUCGUCCUAAAAUGUGGACCAAUCAAGUCAAGGUUACAUGACCUGAAUGAUUAUUGGUUAAGAAAGACUUACUCUCUGUGAUCUGUGGAUGUGAUUUAAUUCUUGAUAUGAGAAAAUUGUGUUAGGAAAUGGGCAUAGUAUUUUUACUGGCAGUAGUUGAAUUUGUAAUGUAAACAUAAGAGGUUUUAAAGUAAUAUUUAUUCAGUAUUAUAUUUUUGCAAGUAUUGCUGAAAUUUUGAAACUGUGAUAUUUUUGGAGAUUUUAUUAUAUCCGUCCAACUUUUCUAUUUUGAGCUACAUGUAUAUUGCAUUUCUAAAGAUGGCCAACUUUAUGAUGAGAUGAAUAAAUAAUGUUAAAAAUAUUUUUAA
This is a messenger RNA of Saccostrea echinata, 2203 nucleotides long. RefSeq lists its product as uncharacterized. The record is from RefSeq and is a predicted model, not a curated record. Bases 92 to 1876 code for a protein of 594 amino acids. Lineage: Eukaryota; Metazoa; Mollusca; Bivalvia; Ostreida; Ostreidae. The transcript has 10 exons.